Molecule: messenger RNA, 1952 nt
Organism: Sphaeroforma arctica JP610
Lineage: Eukaryota; Ichthyosporea; Ichthyophonida
Exons: 8
Coding region: 144-1562 (472 amino acids)
Molecular function (GO): RNA binding
Source: RefSeq, a predicted model, not a curated record
GUCAUAACUACACAUUGUAUAGAUUAGAUGGAGAGCUACAAACAGUGAAGUCAACACAUAAAUAACGUCUGCAAUUGUAUAUAUUUAUUAUAUUAGGUCGUAGACGUGAGUAUAUCCUAUUCCGUACACAUUCGAUAGUAAACAUGUCAGGCACAGAGGUCAAGGACGAACAAAAUGUCACCGAACAAGUCGAUGAUUCAGUUGAUGAAGUGGUCGGUGAACAAACUGCAGAGGCAGAGGCGGUAGAUAGUACUGAGAAAAACACAACUGAAACAGCAGAUAGCAAAAAAACGGUAGCAGAAGCUGCGCCAAAGACGGAUGAGGCGGCGAAGUCUGAUAAGGCUGACAUCACUGGAAAAAUUUUUGUUGGUGGCAUUGCUGGAGAUGCUUCCCAGACUACUCUGAAAGACUUCUUCACACAGUUUGGUGAAGUCAAAGAAGCACAGGUGGUUAUGACAAAAGGAAAAGACCGCACAAAGGGCUUCGGCUUCGUAACAUUUGUAGAGGAUGCGACUGUACAAAAGGUUCUCGAUGCCGCACCACUUAAAAUGGGGGAGAGACCGAUAGAAGCCAAGCGGUGUGUAGCCAAUGCUGAACGCAAGGAGAAACCUGCUAAUAAGAAACCCGCACAAACAAACGGCGCCUUCAAUACCAAACCGGCGUUUACAGCCGGCGGAGGCAACUAUCACGGCGGCAAUUUUGAGCAGAAGAUUUUCAUUGGGGGUCUUUCCCCAGAAACUACCGAGGAGUCUGUGAAGACGGCUAUGUCUAAGUUUGGUGCUGUGGAAGAGGUCCGCGUCAUGAAGGAUAAGCUGACAGGGAAAUCGAGGUGUUUUGGAUUUGUCACAUUUGAGAAUAAAUUGACCGUCAGCAUUGUUACACAAAAAAGCCACUAUGAAAUAGACGGCAAGCAGAUUGAAGUGAAGAGAGCCGAGCAAAGGCCUGAUCCCCGUGCUGGGGGCGCAAUGCCCAGUCGAGGUGGUCGGGGGGGUAUGCGUGGUGGCAUGCAAGUGUACAACAAUAGGGCCAUGCCUAUGCCAUACGGUGCUGCACCUUACGCCAGACCCACACCUAUGGGCGUAUAUGGCCAGCAAGCGUACGGAGGUGGCAAAUUCGGUGCACCCGGAAAAGGUCCAUUUGUUCCCCUUGGAGGUGCUGGUGCUUACGGUCAACCGCCUGUCAGUGGUGCGCCAGCGAGGGGGGGGCGAGGUGGCGCUGCUAGGGGCGGCUUUGCUCGUGCCAAUGCCCAAGCAUACAACCAGCCUCUAGCAGCAUCGUACGGUACCCAAGAUCCCUACGCACAAAAUGGUACAUAUGGUGCAGAUGCUUAUGGUUACGAGCAACUGCAGGCGUAUGGCAGACCGUCAGUAGACUAUGGAUACGGAGCAACUGCACAGCAGGGUUUCGAAUCUUAUGAUGGAUAUGGCCAACCCACUCAACAGGCGGCCCCUGUAUACGGUGGAGGUUACGCGGAUAACAAUGCUUACGGCACGACUGCAUGCCAAAGUCAGGGGCAUGAUGCAGCUGCUAGAGACGCUCGCUACACACCUUACGGUCGCUAAGUAAUAAUAAUCAUAAACAAACGAAAAGUCUGAUCACGGGUUACGGUAUUUCAAGACACUGGCUAGUGCACAAGAAUCGCAUGUGUGCUCAUCGCUUGUUUCCGUUCGUUCGGAAUGGCUUAGUAUGUAAUUGACACUACUAGAGGGUCAAAGCCAGAUGCAUUCCGACAAAAAUAGGCUUUACUCCAUUGAAAGCUAUUUCACAGUUGUCAAGCUACUACUCCAAUAUUGAAUGUCGAAUGUAAAGUUAUCAAUCAAUAUCAGCGGUACUUCACGAUUAGAUUUGAAAACGCUACAUCUGAUUACUUACCAUCGAGGGUUUUAACGAAACGAAAUACAUACGGUACAACCAUUUGCGACCAAAAUAAAAAGGUAAAGCCUGAAAGUAAC